AUGGCUCGUGGCCCUCUCAGGCGCAGACAGAACUACCGCAAUGCGCCUUCUCCGGUAUAUGGCAGAAAGGUCCCAAACAGCAGUCCGGCGAAGUUGGAACUCGAAAAGAAGCUGGCGCAUAAGCCUGUCGGGAAACGCCCGGUAGAUAGCGACGACAGCGAUAGGCUCGUUGUCAAAGGCAAUGGACGGCGGGGUAGAAAUGCUACGACGCAGGAGUUUUAUGCCUCUGGUGCGGUGGCUUCCGGCGACAAACCAGGCGCAUAUCCGAGCCGAGUGCAGAGAAGGCAAAACAUGACAAGAGAUACACAGGAGAUUCUCGCGAAUGCGCAGCAGAGCGCGCAGAAAGAUGCCGCGUCCGGGCCGCCCACCACGAAACGCCCACUGCGCGAAGUCAAUGGAUUGAGCGGUGGAGAGCAUGAGAAGGCGGCGCUCUCAAAAACAGUGCCAGCAUCUACGAUCAAAGCACCGAGAGGGCUACCGCGAUCUGCCCAACCCACUCCAUCACGGGAAACGUCUGUUUUAGGUACACUCAAGCCCCGGAGGAGACAGCCUAGUAUUCUGCAAGACCUGGGCCUGGACUCGUCAACACUCGACCUUGAAGAUGAAGACCAGUUCUUGCCGGAUGACGAAUCAACACCGUUCACCCUUCCCAAAACUCACAAUGCUUCCAUAACGCCAGCCACGGAUUCACCUUACACGUCGUCGUCACGGAAAAGGAAGUAUGGCUCGUCUGAUCCUUUGCAGCCAGAUGUCAAUGGAGGUGGCCAGAGACAGACGACAUCACCCAUAACUACGGUAGAUUCGCAAAAACCAACAUCACAUCCUGUUCUACCACCAAUGCCAGUGUCCGCCCUUCGAGAGUCAGGACGAAAACAUCGUAAGCAUGCGGGCGAAGACGAUAUAUUGGCCCCCCCUGAAAGCAGCUCCUCGCUCUCGGCAUCUCCAGCGAAGAUGCAAUCCCCUGCGGCCACAAGAAAAUCCAGAAAGGAGCCCAAGCCUCUGACUGCCAUUACUACAGACGCUUUACGAGCUCAGGUCAUGCCUACGAAACGGAGGAGGACCGCACGAGAACACCCUCACACUCAGAGCGAGUUCGAUAUCCCAGCCGAUCUUGACGAAUCGCCCGGCGAGCCCUCAGAGCCAGACGACGAAUCCAGCUUCCUGCCCACUAAGAAAGGUCGCAGGACGAAGCGGAAAGAGCCUGUUGUAGGGGCUGCCAGUGCGCGGACAAAGGGGGUUGCAAGGGGAACAAAGGGUGGCAGUAAUGUAAAGCGUGGCAUACCCGCCAGGGCUACAUUUAAAUCACAAUCAAGUACGAGACGUCUCAUCACUACCACCAAGCCUGUCCUUACGCCCUCUACGUCUACUUCUGCCAAGAGGAAUCGCAAAACUAAGUCUCCGUCACAGCUUUCUUCCGUCGAAGUUACGACUUCACGCCCAAAUCCACACGAAGAGCAAGACGAAAGCCAGCACAAGCAGUAUGGUGGCUCCCGCCGACGGCGACAAGACAAGGUCGAGGGUCCAGACAAGGAAAAUCUUGGCCUCGACGCUGGCUUGUCAGAUGAUUCUGGAGUUGAAAGUGCAGACGCCGUUCUUAGCGGGCCAAAAGAUUCAGAGAAGACUCCGGAUGCAGUCCCAGCAGUGGAGGAUGUGGCGACUAUAAGUAAGAACAAAUGGGCCGAUAUUGACGCUUGGGAUAUGGAUUUUGAGGAGGUCGAGGUAAUGACUGGAUCGGGCGGUAGUUCGCCUAUGCGUCGCUGA
Exophiala viscosa is the source of this 1761-nucleotide messenger RNA. RefSeq lists its product as uncharacterized. Lineage: Eukaryota; Fungi; Ascomycota; Eurotiomycetes; Chaetothyriales; Herpotrichiellaceae. The transcript has a single exon. Bases 1 to 1761 code for a protein of 586 amino acids. The record is from RefSeq and is a predicted model, not a curated record.